AUGGCUGCUCAACAAGACCAACAAUCAAUAGAUAAUUUACUUGAUUGUCCAAUAACAGGAACACGUUUUGUUGAUCCUGUUAUAGCUGAUGAUGGAUAUACUUAUGAACGACAAGCAAUUGUUGAAUGGUUACGUCAAAAACCAGUUAGUCCUAUAACACGACAAUCAAUGUCUAUUGAUUGUUUACGUUCUAAUCGUAUUGUUAAACAAAUGUUAGAUGUAGAGAAAAAAGCCGAAAGACAAAGUUAUCGAUUUAAAUUAAAUAUUGAUGUAAAAAGGAAACGAAAUCGAGCUUUAUUUCAAAAUGGUGAUAAAUUUAUAUACGAAGCUGAAUGGUUAAAUAAUGAACAAGGACCCGAAAUUGUUCUUUUACAUAUUCGCGGUGCUCGUGCAUCAAAAGAAGCCUCAUUUUAUGCGAAAUGA
Molecule: messenger RNA, 423 nt
Organism: Rotaria sp. Silwood1
Lineage: Eukaryota; Metazoa; Rotifera; Eurotatoria; Philodinida; Philodinidae
Source: the annotation of a GenBank genome assembly